Molecule: messenger RNA, 1017 nt
Organism: Gastrolobium bilobum
Lineage: Eukaryota; Viridiplantae; Streptophyta; Magnoliopsida; Fabales; Fabaceae
Exons: 2
Coding region: 1-1017 (338 amino acids)
Source: RefSeq, a predicted model, not a curated record
AUGGAGAUCACCAAAGGAAGUUCUAUCCUAAUCAUGCUCAUAGUCUUUGUCUCAAGUUUGAUUCAGUCCAAUGCAUAUUAUUACCGUUAUUGUAGCACCAAAGGAACUCGAUGCUAUGGAAAGUACAUCGUAUGUCCUGCCGAGUGCCCAAGCAGUGAAUCUACAAAUCCUAAGGCUAAGGUUUGUUACAUCGACUGUGACAAACCUAUAUGCAAAGCUGUCUGCAGACAUCGCAAACCAAACUGCAAUGCACCAGGAUCAGGGUGUUAUGAUCCCCGGUUCAUAGGUGGAGAUGGCAGAGUCUUCUACUUCCAUGGAAAGACCAAUGAACAUUUCAGUUUAGUCUCUGAUUCAAGCCUUCAAAUCAAUGCUCGCUUCAUUGGACACAGGCCAGCAAAUAGAGCACGUGACUACACAUGGAUUCAAGCCCUUGGAGUACUCUUCAAUUCCAAAACCUUCACACUUGAAGCCACCAAAACAUCAAAAUGGAAUGACAAUGUUGAUCAUUUAAAAUUCACCUACAAUGGGAAUGAUCUAGUUCUAGCUGAAGGCACUCUUUCCACUUGGUACUCUCCGGAGAAAGAUGUUAAAGUGGAAAGAGUGGCUAGCAAGAACAGUGUGAUAGUUACAGUAGAAGAUGUUGCUGAAAUUUUGGUCAAUGUGGUGCCAGUAACCAAAGAGGAUGAUAGGAUUCAUAACUACCAAGUACCUAAUGAUGAUUGCUUUGCACACUUGGAAGUUCAGUUCAGGUUCUUUGCUCUGUCCCCUAAAGUUGAUGGUGUGCUUGGGAGGACCUAUAGGCUUGAUUUUGAGAACCCAGCAAAGCCUGGUGUGGCAAUGCCUGUUGUUGGAGGAGAAGAUAGAUACUUCACUCCCUCUUUGCUUUCUCCAAAUUGUGCUUCUUGUGUGUUCUCACAGAAAAGUUCAUCUGAGGAAGAGACCACUGAAGUGACUCAGUUUGGUACCCUUGAUUGCACCAAGUUUUCAUCUGGGUUGGGAAUCGUUUGCAGGAAAUGA